UCCGCCCUACGUCGUUACAGGGAAUCGUUCCGUACAGUUGGAAUCUCAUCUCCUCCGCCCCGAGCCCAACCCAAUCCCAAUCAAUCCUCCCCUCUGAAUCCGCUGCGAAAUCUUGCCGGGGAUUAUAAUACCUUUUCAAUUCAUGUCCUUCUGGGAGGCCGUUUAGUUGCCUCUGCGCCGCGCAGUGUUUAAUCUCUUAAGGCAUCUCUUGAUAACUAAAGAACGGGUAGUCGAAAAAUGACGAAUGCUUGCGUUACUAGAUUGCCGAGCAUUCGUCUAGUGCCGCUUCCACGAAAAAGAAAGUUUGGAAGAGUAUUCACAAGAAACUUUUCGACAUGUGCUUCGACGCAUUCCUGUUCAUCUAUGCCUCUUAUCUAUCCUUCUGUUUCUUGUAUGUUGAACAACGGGAAGUUUGCCGCAUCAGAUUCUCCUCCCCAACGGUCGGACGAAUGGUUUGCAUUGCGCAAGGACAAAUUAACGACUAGUUCAUUCAGCACUGCGCUAGGAUUUUGGAAAGGGAACCGUAGGUAUGAGCUGUGGCACGAAAAAGUGUACGCUACGGUUGAUCAAUCGAUCGAGGGGUCUAGGAAAGGUCCAUUGGAGUGGGGAAUUCUUAACGAAGAUGCAGCUAUAGAGCGAUACAAAAGCAUUACGGGUCGUCGUGUGAGUUCAUUGAGUUUCGCAGUUCACGAAGACGAACGGUUUCAUUGGAUUGGAGCUUCGCCAGAUGGGCUACUCGAAUGCUUGUCGGGGGGCGGGAUUUUGGAAGUAAAAUGCCCUUUCAAUAAAGGAAAGCCGGAGACGAUGUUGCCGUGGUCGACAAUGCCAUUUUAUUACAUGCCUCAGGUGCAAGGUCAGAUGGAGGUAAUGAAUCGAGAUUGGGUGGAUUUAUACUGCUGGACUCCAAAUGGGAGCAAUAUAUUUCGUGUUCGUCGAGAACCUAGUUACUGGGAAUUAAUUCACGGGGUUUUACGCGAGUUUUGGUGGGAGAAUGUCGUACCGGCAAGGGAUGCUGUUCUUUUGGGAAAGGAAGAAGAAGAAGUGAAUGCUUUCAAACCUGCGUCGAAACAUAGAUUAACCGGACUUGUUGUCGUCAAAAGCUUGAAAUUAGCCGAGGAGGCGAAGUUGCUUUGUAAGGAAAUUGCCGGCCAUGUCGAAUAUUGUCAUUGAAGCGCAAACAAAGCGACCCCUUUUGGGUAAAUGAUAAAUCGGUUCGUAUUAUUCUACAUUCGCUUAUCUAUUAAUAUCUUCUUUUAGUACAAUUCGAGCUUUCAGGUGUGACAGUCAUUCUGCAUCUGACAUGGUAUCUGAGCCUAGGUUGGGUACUCUCGUUUGCAGAUAAAUAAUUAAUGGCUGCGUUUUUCUAAUAGUUCGAACUUUUAGGUGAAACGGUCGUUCUGCAUCUGACAAGUACAUUGAGCUGUCUAAAAGCCUUAAACUUCCUAUCCUUUUAAGGAAAUUUAUUUGCUCGAUGAUACCGUCUCCUUUUCUCUAUGCUUUUCUUAAUUAUGUCUUGAAAUUAUAUUACUUGUCGAUCUUUUUUGUUGCA
Molecule: messenger RNA, 1549 nt
Organism: Andrographis paniculata
Lineage: Eukaryota; Viridiplantae; Streptophyta; Magnoliopsida; Lamiales; Acanthaceae
Exons: 2
Coding region: 238-1170 (310 amino acids)
Source: RefSeq, a predicted model, not a curated record